This is a messenger RNA of Neocloeon triangulifer, 4488 nucleotides long. RefSeq names its product endothelin-converting enzyme homolog. The transcript is spliced from 16 exons. Gene Ontology annotation, cellular component: plasma membrane. NCBI's taxonomy places the organism in Eukaryota, Metazoa, Arthropoda, Insecta, Ephemeroptera, Baetidae. Gene Ontology annotation, biological process: protein processing. Bases 6 to 2441 code for a protein of 811 amino acids. Gene Ontology annotation, molecular function: metalloendopeptidase activity. The record is from RefSeq and is a predicted model, not a curated record.
CAGCCAUGGCGGAGGCAGCAGCGGAGGCGGCUGCCGCCCCCGGCGAGCCCCACGCGGAGGCGGAACAGCAGCAGCAGCAGCAGCAGGGGUCGCGCGGCGCCCGCCUGCGCCGCCUCUGCUGGCUGCUGGGGGUGUUGCUCGUCGGCCUGCUGCUCGUCGUCUCGCCCCGCUUCCUCCAGGACCUCGACCUCAGGGCCGGCUUCAGCCGCGACGAGGUCCGCGACGCCGGCGACUGCAGAAAGGAGGACGACUGCUCGGGGAGGAACAACUCGUCGCGGGUGUGCAAACGCGAUCAGUGCCUGAUGGCGGCGAGUCGGCUGCGGACGAUGCUGAACGCGGCCGCGGAUCCGUGCGAAGACUUUUACGAGUUCGCGUGCGGCAGGUGGAGCGAGCAGAACGCCAAAAUCGCGCCCAGCUUCAACACGCUGCAGAAACACGUCAACCUCGAGAUCCAGAUGCUCCUUUCACGGGAAUCGAAGCUGAAAAGAGAGCCGUUCAGGAAACUGGGAGAAUUUUACGGCAGCUGCGUCGCGGCAAAAGGGAGCAGCGGCGGAGACGACAAAAUGUUCGGCCUGCUGGAGGAGUUGGGCGGUUUCGCGAGUCGCGGCGAGUCGAGCCGCGCCAACCUGACGCGGCUGAUCGCGCGGUUGCUCAGGGUGAACGGGGCGCCCCUUUUCGACGUGUACGUCGACGAGGACGUGAACCGCAGGUCGCGACUCGCCAUCUACAUCGACCUGCCGCAAAAGGCCAACGUCUUCCUCAAACUGCUCAGACACGACCCCGUCGUGCAGUGGUGGCAGAAAAUUGUGGCGGCCGGCGACACCCCUCGCAGGGCCACGCGCAACGAACACGCCCGCAGCAAUAAAGCCUUCAACUACAUGAAAGCGACGGCGGAGGAGAAGAAGCUGGUGCAGGCGGAGCGGUUGGCGCAGCACUUGGUGCCGGCGACGGUGGCCGACGCGACCAGAGCGUCGGAAGUGCAGCAGAUUUUGCUCUUUGUCUCCAUGUUGACAAAGAGUCUGCCGGGCGAGAAGGAGAUGCUGGGCCGGAUGCAGACGCGCCAGUCGCUGCCCCCGAUCGCCAUCGCCGACCUGCAGCGCCGCUUCGACGCGAUCGACUGGAAGCUGCUGAUGCUGGACGUGUUCGCGCUCAACGUGUCCGACCACGACUUCGCCUACGUGCUCGCCCCGCACUACAUGCGCAGGCUCUUCAGCCUGAUCAACCGCUUCGAUAAGAGCGUGUUGCACAACAGCCUGCUGGUGCUGUUCGCGCGCGACUCGCUGCUCGAGCUGGUGAACACGAGCGCGGUCGGAAGCUGGGACGGCUACUGCACCCGCAUCACCACAAACGUCUUUACCGGCGCCGUCAGUGCGCUCUACGUGCGCCAGUACUCGCAACACUUCCUCCUCGAGCUGCAGACCAGGGUGCAAGAACUGUUCGACCAACUGAAGCACGCGCUCGGAGGGCGAAUCGCGAGUUCGCUGUGGCUGGACGAGGAGUCGCGGGCGGCCGCCGCGGCCAAGCUGCGCACCCUGAGCGGCCACUUUUUCACGUGGCCGCACUUUUGGAACGAGUCGUACGUGGCGUCGGCCAUGAGCGAGGCGAGCGAACAUUUUAAAUUACCAAAAAAUUCGGGCAAAAUUGGAAAAUUAAUGUUUGCUACGCAGAUCGACGUGCGGGAAGACGACUUUUUCUGGAACGUGGUUCGCCGCUACCAGCAGCUCAGGGCGUUCAACGGCACUCUGGACGAGGCCGAUUCCUACGAGAAAAAGUGGGCGUACCCUUUUGUGGUGAACGCGUUUUACGAGCAGCGGAUCAACAGCAUUGUGAUUCCGCUGGCCGUGCUGACCGAGCCGUACUUCCAGCAGGACAUGCCGCGCUACAUCCCCUACGGCAAGAUGGGUCUCAUUUUCACGCACGAAAUUCUGCACGCGUUCGACCUGCUCGGGGUGCAAUUCGACGAGCGGGGCGAAAAGCGGCCGUGGCUCUCGGAACAGGCCAAGGCGGCGUUCGAGGAGCGCCUCGAGUGCGUCGCCGACCAGUACAAAAGCACCUUCAUCAAGAAGGUCCCCUUCAUGGGCAGCCAGAUUGAUGUCGAGUUCGACUGGAACAUCACAAUUAACGAAAACAUGGCAGACAUCAGCGGCCUGCACAUCGCGUACGAGGCGUGGCGACGCGAGCAGCUGCACCUCGGCUUUUCCGACCCGACGCUGCCCAACGUCGACUUGAAAAAGGAGCAGCUCUUUUUCGUCAGCGCCGCUCAGACCUACUGCUCCAACCUCAGCGCCGAGGAUUACAUUUUGCUGGUCGAACUCGAUUUCCACACGCCCUUCCCCGAAAGGGUGAACGGGAUCAUGAUGAACUCUGCGGAAUUCGCGUCGGCAUUCCAGUGUCCUUUGGGCUCGCCGAUGAAUCCCGAGCGCAAAUGCUUCCUUUGGUAGAAUUAAACUUGGCGAGCUCAAAACUACUUUUACACGUAAGAGGAGAAGCGUCCGCAAAAUCUAGUCUCUGCUGUAGUUGCGUCGCUGCAAACACAAGAUGAUAAUUAUUAUUGUUAUUACGUGCGCGCAGCUCAUCUCCCUCCCUAUCUUUCUCUCUAAUUAAGCGCGCACGUGCGUUGUUGGAGUUUCUUGCGCUGGCUUUUCGCUGCAGAAACGAAUUAAUUCUGUUAAAUGCGCGAGCGAACCAUUUUUGAAUCAAGCUUUAAGAUGAGGAGUGUUUUGAGCCAAAACUGUACAUAUAGCGAGUGCGUGUGUGAAUUGUUAAUAAAUCUGAGAAAGUAUUGUUGCACGGGAAUUUCAAAAGUUUCAAACAAUUUACAAAAAUUUCUCAUUUAAAUUUUCAAGAUUUUUUUAUUUAAUGGAUUCAAUUCAAGCGGAGUUGCUAUCUCAUAAUUUUUAAUUUAUGGUCAUAUUUUUCUUACUUUUUAAAUUUAAAACUAGAAAAUUUUGCGAUAAAUCUGCUCCUGAUGAAGCUACGGCAAGAUUCUGGGUACCAAAAUGUUCCUCUUGAUAUGCUCUUUCAAACCAUUUGUCACACUCGCGAAAUUUAAAAUGGUCAAAGGUCACUAUGGUCAAUGACCUUGUGUGACCUGGUCACUACAUGGUCUGAAUGAAAAAGUCAAGGGAAUCACUUUUUGUUAUCAUACAUUUUGUCCAAAAUUAAACAGAAAAAAGUUACUGAGGCACAAAUUUAAUCCUCCAGGGCUCGGAAAACCACGUUUUUUGCUUUUCGUAUUUUUGAAUUAAAAUUAUUUUAAUUCAUACUACAUUUUUUUAAGAACGAAUAUCAUAUAAAAUUUUCUGUUCUUCAAAAUGGCUAUCUCAGAAUUUUAUGUUGCGAAAAAUUGUCAAAUUUUAGGUCAAAGUUUUCAGAAAUUACCAGAUUUAAAGUAAGAAAAUAAUUAAUUUUGAUUUUUGAAAGAAUUUUUUCUUUCUUGAAACAACCGCAAAGGUUCAAAAUAUUGAAUUAGGUCAGAACCUUUGUAUAAUCAGUGUAAUUUUGAAUGCAUUUAAAAAGUAUUGUUGAAACGAGCACCGUCAUCUGUUUAAUUCUGCAUUGAAAUUAAGUAACAAUCCCGUUGGCCAAGGACGCAUUAGCGCUUCUUACGAGAUCGAAUAAAAUGGAAAGACAAGAGAGCAAAUGACGCGCACGGACUGCCGAUUCCAUUACGUGGAAAAAAACUUGUACUUUCUCCGUCUCAUUGUUAAUCGGCCACUUAAAAAGCUGCACCGUUUUGUCCGCGCGUCUCUCUCGAAGCGUGCCGAAUUUUUUUGUCUCGCGAACCGGAAUUUUCUUGUCCGGCGCGACGUUAUGGAUUUCACCAAAACUAGGAAAUGACUUUCUUCAAUCAGAUGGUUUUUUUUCGUCGCCAUUGCUCCUCUCUUUUGUGAAGAACGCGAUUCAAUUACAAUUACGGGUCGCAAUCAAGGAAAAAUGAUUUGGCUGCGGGGCUGUCAAAGUGGACGCGAGAGAAAGAAGAAAGAAAGAAAGAUGAGUUGGUGCUGCAGUCGUAAAGUAUAAAAAGCAUGUAUAUUACUUUUCAUUGCUCGGCGCGGUUUUACGACUUGCAGAGAGCGAGCGAGCGACCGUUUAUUCGCCAAAGAAGCGAAUUAUUCAAAGCGUUUCAUAUCAUUUUUAGGGCGGCUGCAAACACUUGCGAGAUUACAUUGAAACUUUUCACAGUUAUGCAAGAAGCAGGAAAACUAUUUUCUUUCUUUGUUCUCACAGAAGUAAAAUAUUUACACAAAAGUAAUUCAAAGUUUAAAUUCCUCUUCAGCGAUAACAACUAGAUUUUCUUACAACGUCACUCAUUUACUAAGAUGCAUUCAGCAAAUUAAAACAAUUAUUACAUAUCAAUGAUAUAUCAAAUAAAAAUUGAAUUUUAUGUAAUCUUCAAUUCAAAAUAGCAAUAUUUUUUUAAUAGCGAAAGUUAUGUUUGGAUUGAUUAAAAAGAAUGCAGGACAUUUUGGUGAUUAAAAGUGAUCA